AUGUCUAAAUAUACGUGGGAAAGGAUCCCCACGGCCUUGGAACAUGCUGUUCACAUAUACCAGACUACAUGUCAACGGCAAAUACCAUACCCCGAUACAUUGGUCCAUAACUUCGUGAAAAAGUCAUCUGACAGUUAUAGGUACUUCCAUAGGAACAAGCUACUAGGGCCUGAAGAGAGCAGUAUAAACGCAGAGGACUUCAACCCAAUGGUUGCUAAAGUUCUAGCGCCACUAAUCAAAGACCCCAUCCGUCUACAAGGUAUCGAGGCGCUUUCAGUGGAAGAGAUAAUGGCCCAGGCUGGCUUUGAAAUGCGUCCCCUGGAACCUCUUAUCAGCCAGAAACCCAAAAGCGUAAGGAAUACCUCAAACUUCCUAGCUAACAUACUAUCAUCAUUUGCAUCUACCUGUUCUCCUUUACAGGCUCUACCUCCCAAUAAAGGCGCCAUGAACUCGUUCUUUUGGUACAGAAAGCUACUAGCAUCCACUCCGAUCAUUAUAUUCCUCAGACAAAAGCAACGUCUAUUCGCUGAAACCACAAUCCUGCAACAAAAUCUACCCUAUGAAAAGCUUCGAAAAGACUUGGAUUCGUUAACGCACCAGUAUAGGAAUUCUUCAUUAUCAAAUCAAAAGAUAAGAAACUACUACUUUACAAAUUUGGCAACACCGGACCUAUUCCGUCUUGCAUCUCUUUCACAGGAUAUAAAAUCAGCAAAGUGGAACGAUAAAAACUUCUGGCUCAACUUGCAAAAGUCAGAUCCUCUUAGUGAUGAACUCAUGGAUACCCAGAAACCGCAUAUUAUCGGCUACGACAAAACCAAGCCCGAAUUGGCCUUAAAUGAUAAGAGCAUUCCACGAUCUUACCCUCUUCCUGAACUACAGAAAAAGAUUUUGCGCCAAGAAGAGACCCCAGAACUUCGAAGUCUAUUCCCUUACGACGUUCAUUACUCUGAUCUAUACAUUCUCACGAUCGAGGAACCUAUCCUUCAAGAAGACCACGAAAAGCUCCUUGACGUUUUAGAACAGAAUCAAGAUAUGGAGAUCAUUGCAGCUCGCUUGAUGUUAUACUUCCCGGAUAUCACUAACAGCUUACUCGAUGCUUCACGUAAGUCUUCUGUACGUAAGGGAAUUCGCAGCCAAAAUAUGAACUAUGAUGAAUUGCUUAAGAUGGCCCAAGAAACGCGUCAUGAAGAAGCGCAAAAGGACAACAAGAACUUCAUGAGUAAUUUCUUUGAAAGACUAGGCCGUCUUGGUCUCGUUUACGUUGAAGACGGCUCUGCAAAGAACACGAUCAACAUUAUGAAGCAUCCCCAUAGUUAG
Candidozyma haemuli is the source of this 1317-nucleotide messenger RNA. RefSeq lists its product as uncharacterized. NCBI's taxonomy places the organism in Eukaryota, Fungi, Ascomycota, Pichiomycetes, Serinales, Metschnikowiaceae. The record is from RefSeq and is a predicted model, not a curated record. The transcript has a single exon. Bases 1 to 1317 code for a protein of 438 amino acids.